Molecule: messenger RNA, 555 nt
Organism: Lindgomyces ingoldianus
Lineage: Eukaryota; Fungi; Ascomycota; Dothideomycetes; Pleosporales; Lindgomycetaceae
Product: NuA4-domain-containing protein
Exons: 3
Coding region: 1-555 (184 amino acids)
Cellular component (GO): NuA4 histone acetyltransferase complex
Source: RefSeq, a predicted model, not a curated record
AUGGCUGAAAAUGCACCACCCGCCGGAGCUGCAAACGCAGGGACUGAUGCCUCGCGUGGCAUGCCCUACUACGAGAAGCUACGACGCGACUUGCGAGAAUCCCUCCACAAGAAACGCCAAAUAGACACGAAUCUGGCGCAAAUCGAAGAAACCAUCCUGAGAGCAGAGACGUCGUAUCUCGAAGAGACGAGCGCUGGAAACAUCAUCAAGGGCUUUGACAACUAUAUCAAAGGGGCAACGGCAACGUCCACAACGAGCGGUCCAGGCACGGCGACGCGUCGAAAGGCUCCGAUUAGCGAUGCGGACAGGAUAUUCAGCCGGAGCUCAGCAAGCUUCAUGAGGGAGGCAUCGACGCCUGGCUCCACCCAGACAACCCCAUCACAUGCCCCUACCCCGACAUCAUCCUUCCCCACACGUGAAAGUAGUCAGCCAACGCCGAACGGACCGAGCAAAUCCACUGCUGUAGCAAGCAAAAAGAAGAAGGCCCCAGACACCGACGAGGAUACUGAUGGUAAGCCAGCGAAGCGAGGAAAGAUUACAUACGGCAGAGAUUGA